Molecule: messenger RNA, 1137 nt
Organism: Macrosteles quadrilineatus (aster leafhopper)
Lineage: Eukaryota; Metazoa; Arthropoda; Insecta; Hemiptera; Cicadellidae
Exons: 1
Coding region: 1-1137 (378 amino acids)
Biological process (GO): DNA integration
Molecular function (GO): nucleic acid binding
Source: RefSeq, a predicted model, not a curated record
AUGAAAGAUGAAACUCUAAAACAUGUGUCUCAGUAUUCUGUGAAAGGUUGGCCAGAAAAAUCUAAGAUUCCAGAGGACGUAUUGCCCUACUGGUAUCGUAGAGAAGACAUAAGUGAGCAAAAUGGUAUACUUCUCUUUGGAAGUCGUAUUAUAAUACCAAAUUCUCUAAGAGCUAAUGUACUAAGAAGUAUUCAUGAAGGACAUCAAGGCAUAACAAAAUGUAGAUCUUUUGCAAAAUUGACUGUGUGGUGGCCUCGUAUUUCUCAACAAAUCAAAGAACUAGUAGAAAAUUGCAAGAUAUGUGCAGAAAAUCGCGCUACGAGAGCAGAGCCGCUGAUACCAACGCCUUAUCCGGACAGACCUUGGCAAAUAGUGGGUGCCGAUUUGCUGAAGUGCAAAGGUCACUGGUAUCUCUUAAUCUCAGACUAUUAUUCCAGGUUUAUGGAGAUUGCUAGACUAAAUGACUUAAAAAUGGGCACUAUUGUGACAUAUACAAAGUCCAUCUUCGCACGUCAUGGUGUACCUGAGACAGUGAGAGCAGACUGUGGUUCUCAAUUUGACUGCUGUCAAUUCAAACAACUUGGUCGUGAUUAUGGAUUUAAAUUGAUUACAUCAAGCCCAAAAUUUCCACAAAGCAAUGGUUUCAUUGAAGCGCAAGUAAAAAUGUUUAAGUACCACUUAGAAAAAAGUGAUGAUCCCUACAAAAUGCUACUUAUGUUAAGAGCAACCCCUCUAGAAAAUGGAAAAAGUCCAGCGGAAUUACUUUUCGGGAGAAGGAUCCGCACUUGUGUUCUAAUAAUGCCUGAUCAACUAAGACCUUAUCUGGUAGACACUGAAAAGUUAAGGGAAAAGGAAGAAGCAAGAAUUAAUCGUCAACAGAUUUAUUUUGACAAAAGACAUAGAGCCACAGAAUUGCCUACUCUACCUGAUGGAGCUCAAGUCCAUAUGAAGGACAGGAAUCAAGAAGGAACUAUAUUAAACAAACAUCCUGCACCUCGAUCCUAUAUAAUUCAAACGCAAGAUGGUUGUUUGCGGAGGAACAGAAGAUCACUGCAAAGAUUUAGCACUACUAUGCCUUCUGAUCACUCUCAACCAGCACUGCAGACCAGUCCUUCAGAACACAUGAUAUGGUGUUAG